Messenger RNA from Pomacea canaliculata, 1392 nucleotides. RefSeq names its product GTPase IMAP family member 8-like. The transcript has 5 exons. The record is from RefSeq and is a predicted model, not a curated record. Gene Ontology annotation, molecular function: GTP binding. Bases 10 to 1350 code for a protein of 446 amino acids. Lineage: Eukaryota; Metazoa; Mollusca; Gastropoda; Architaenioglossa; Ampullariidae.
CAGGACAAUAUGAACAAAACUGAAACUCAACAUGAAGAGAUUAGGAUCAUCAUCAUUGGUGCUUCACGAAGUGGUAAAAGCACAGCUGCAAAUGUUCUUCUCGGCAAGAAUAUAUUCCAGGUGUCGGCAGACACUAGGCAGAGAUCGCACAUGACAUGUCAGUUUGGAAUGACAAAAACAGAACAUGGAUACGUAAAGGUCCUAGAUACGCCCGACCUCCAGGCUCCAAAACUAAGAGAGGAGUCCAAAGUGAGGGAAGAAAUCCAGAAGUGGAAGACGAUGUGUCCUGAUGCACAUCUUAUCCUGCUGGCCAUUCGCUGUGACUCCCAUGAUCUUGACGCUGAUGUGAUGAGAUUCAACAAAUUCAGAAGAUUGUGGGGAGACAAUCUCAGAAGACGUCUUGUGGUGCUCUUCACAUUUGGAGACAAACUACAGAAGGACAUCGACGAGCUUCUGGCUCGUUCUCAUCCUACUCUUCAGGACAUUAUGGACUGCGCUGGACAUCGUUACGUCAUCUUUGACAGUUCACUCGGUGCAAGCAAACAAGAUGGCCGUGUUCACCAAGUGUUUAACUUUGUUAGUGAGCUUAGACACGGAUUUAAUGUGCUGAUCAUCGGUAAAAGUAAGAGUGGUAAAAGCAACCUGGGCAACUACCUUCUCAACACCACCGCAUUCAGUGUCUCUCGUGGACCGACAUCAUCCACCACUCACACCGUGACGCGGUCAGCUGAGAUAGAUGGCGUGGCCAUCACAGUGACUGACACACCUGACCUGAGAAAUCUUGGUAUCGUGAAGACGUCUACAGAGGAAGAAAUAAAAAAAUGGUAUGCUUUUCACCCUGACAUCAUUUUGCUGGCCAUUCGAUGUGAUGUGUGCUAUUCAGCCGAGGAACACCAGAUGUACCAGCAGAUUAAGAAAGUCUUGGGAGAAAAAUAUUUCACUUCAAUACUGAUAGUGGCCUUUACCUUUGGAGAUCGUCUGGGCAAAAACAUCGAUGAGGAACUAAAAACAGUUUGCUCAGAGCUGAAAGAUGUGCUUAAAGAGGCAGGACAUCGCUACAUUGUGUUCAGCAACGAGGAUCCAGUACAGGACAGGAAGAAACAGUUCAUGCGUCUUAGAGCGUUUGCCUUUAAUGAAGGUGCUCCAUUUGAAUGCAAUGAAAGUCGCUCUGAGAGUACAAUUCCGAUCAAACCAACAGUUCAAGGGGCAUCAGAGACGCUCCAUGGUGAUAUGCUCCAGGUAUGUCAGGGGUCAAAAACUAUGUGUGAUUACGAUGAUCGUUUUAUGAAUAAUUUGAGUAACACUAGUUUGCCAGUUCUUGAUGUGUUAUUCCAUACCAUUAAUAGUUAAACCAUAAAUUACUAUACAGAGUAAGCCAACUGAAACUGAGAA